AUGGUCAUGUAUCGCCUUCUGCUCUCCUCACUGGCGCUGGUAUCCACCUCUUAUGCUUGUGAACGAAACCUCGGUGACUCUCAAAAGUAUACGCACGGCAAAAGACAUGUUGCACGCCAAGGGGAUUUUCCUCCUGUCCUGACCGCGCAAGAGACUACCCUCGUCAAUUCUUUUGACAACAAUACCAUCGACCAAUGGUCCGACUACUACACCCAUAGGAAUAACCUCGCGGGCCUGAGCAAAGAAGCUGCGCAGUGGACUGCGGACAAGUGGUCAGAAUACGGAUUCACGUCACACCUGACGGAAUAUGAGGUGUACCUGAACUAUCCUAUCUCGGCUUCGCUGCAUGUCAACUUCCCCAACGGUACAGUUGAAGAGGUCAAUCUGGUCGAGGACAGCCUGCCUGAAGAUGAGGUGACCAAACGCCCCGACAACACCCCUACGUUCCAUGGAUACUCGGCAUCCGGUAACGUGAGCGCCGAAUAUGUUUACGUCGGAGAAGGCAAACAGGUUGAUUUCGAUCGCUUGAUUGCGCUCGGUAUUCCGCUUGAGGGUAAGAUUGCUCUCGCAAAAUAUGGAGGCCCGUUCCGCGGUCUGAAAGUCAAGAAUGCACAAGCACAAGGCAUGAUUGGGGUAGUACUCUUUACUGAUACUGACGGUGAUGGGGAAAUCACGGUCGCGAAUGGCUAUGAACACUAUCCCAGUUGGUCCCAAAGAAAAUCCACAUCAAAACAUAUGUGUGUACUGACCAGCUAUACAGAUGGUCCAGCAAGACAUCCAAGUGCUGUCCAGAAGGGCUCUGUCUUCUUUCUAUCCACCAGCCCAGGCGACCCCACCACACCGGGCUACCCAUCCAAGAAAGAUGUACCCAGAGCAGAGAUCGAUAAUCUUGUGCCUCAGAUACCAUCUCUUCCCAUCUCAUAUGCCGCAGCUCAACCACUUCUCCAAGCUCUAGAUGGUCACGGAGUCCCUGGACAGGAAGUCAACGGAGUAGGCUGGGUCGGAGCUUUGAAUGCGACUUACAGCACUGGCCCAGCUCCGGGCGUUUCUCUCUCACUCCAUAACCUGAUGGAAGCCAAAAUCGUGACCACUUGGAACGCGAUCGGGUAUAUCAAUGGCACCAACAGCGACGAAACCAUAGUCGUUGGCAAUCAUCGAGAUACAUGGAUGAUCGGCGGUGCUGGCGAUGCUCAAUUAGGCUCGGCCGUUCUCAUUGAAAUGUCAAAGGCCUUUGGGAAAUUGCUCAAAUCUGGCUGGAAGCCAAAGAGAAACAUCGUGUUGGCAUCCUGGGACGCAGAGGAAUAUGGCAUCAUUGGUAGCACCGAGUGGGUAGAGGAAUAUGCGAGCUGGCUGAACGAGACGUCGGUUGCAUACCUAAAUGUCGAUGUUGCUGUCUCUGGACCAUGGCCAACCAUCGCUGCUACCCCGGAACUCCACGAGAUCGCUACGGAGAUCUUCCACAAAGUCAUCCACCCAAACUAUGGGGCCUUCAACAUCAGUUUCUACGACGCCUGGAACACUACAUCGGAAGGAUUCAUUGGCGUUCUUGGGAGCGGAAGUGAUUACACUGCUUUUGUGCACCAUGGGAUCGGCUCGUUCGAUGUGAUGUGUGGUCGAGGCCUAACAGAUCCCAUCUACCACUACCACUCACACUACGAUACCUACAACUGGAUGACCAAGUUCGGCGACCCCGGAUUCCAUGUCCACUCAGCCGUAGGACAAUACCUUACGCUCCUGGCAUAUCACCUUGCCGACGACCAAGUCCUGCCCUUCGAUCUACCCAACUACGGCGCGCAGCUCGAAGCCUACUACGUGUCUCUCAAUGAAACAUUCGCGGCGUACAGCGACGACAUCGACACGUCCGAGUUGUGGGGCGCGAUUCAAGCAUUUCAAGCCCGUGCCAAAGGGGUCAAGGACUUGGAGCAGCAAGCCAUCCUGACCAACAACCCCGACCUGAUCACCGCCGUCAACCACAAGUACCGCGAUUUCCAGCGCGGGUUCGUCUCGCAGGGCGGUCUCCCCGAUCGCGAGUUCUACAAACACGUCGUGGUGGCGCCCGGUAUCGAUACCGGCUACGCGGCAGUCACCUAUCCCGGGAUCACCGAAGCUCUGGACGCUGGGAACCUCACGCGGGCGAGGGAGUGGGUGGGACGGACUUCGAGGGGGAUCUUGCAGGCUGCUGAUAUCCUCAAGACUUGA
Drepanopeziza brunnea f. sp. 'multigermtubi' MB_m1 is the source of this 2199-nucleotide messenger RNA. The record is from RefSeq and is a predicted model, not a curated record. NCBI's taxonomy places the organism in Eukaryota, Fungi, Ascomycota, Leotiomycetes, Helotiales, Drepanopezizaceae.